UUUUUAUUGUGAGAUUUCGGUUCGGUUGUCUCUGUUUUUUCUAUUAAUGGUUGUACUCUGUGCAAGGAUUUUCGGAGCAAAUUUUCAGCCACAGUUUUCAGCUAUUUUCGAAUAGUUUCUAAAUUUUGUAUAUUUGUUGUGAAUUAAUUAUAAUAUAAUAAUGGCAAUGGCUUUUCGCAACAUGUUAAGGAAUGUGUCGAGGAGGAUCCAAGUUCGAAAUUAUGCUGAUGCCCCCAGAGGUGACGAAAUGGCCCUUACAUUUGCUGCUGGUAACAAGGUCUUCUAUGACAAGCAAGUUGUGAAACAAAUUGAUGUGCCAUCAUUCAGUGGGUCUUUUGGUAUUCUACCAAAGCAUGUACCAACACUUGCUGUACUUCGCCCUGGUGUUGUCACUGUGAUUGAAAAUGAUGGAAAACAAAACAGGAUUUUUGUUUCUUCUGGAACUAUCACUGUAAAUGAUGAUUCUUCUGUCCAGGUAUUGGCAGAGGAAGCUCAUCCCUUAGAAAAUUUGGAUCGCAGUGCUGCACAGGAAGCCCUUAGCAAAGCCCAAUCUCAACUCAGUUCUGCAGCUAAUGAUAAGGCUAAGGCGGAAGCUGCCAUUGCUGUUGAAGUAGCUGAAGAGAUAGUGAAGGCGGCGGCGACUGCAUAAACUGUCAGCAUGUUUGCUAACGACACUUAGUGUUAAAGUUAUAUUUAUUACUUAUAUCAUUUAUGUAUAAAUAAAUAAUUCUCCCAUCUAUGUAGCAAAA
This is a messenger RNA of Galleria mellonella (greater wax moth), 749 nucleotides long. RefSeq names its product ATP synthase subunit delta, mitochondrial (gene ATPsyndelta). The coding region runs from base 161 to 649 and encodes 162 amino acids. The transcript has 6 exons. Gene Ontology annotation, biological process: proton motive force-driven ATP synthesis. Gene Ontology annotation, molecular function: proton-transporting ATP synthase activity, rotational mechanism. Lineage: Eukaryota; Metazoa; Arthropoda; Insecta; Lepidoptera; Pyralidae. The record is from RefSeq and is a predicted model, not a curated record.